UCCUCGAAAUAAAGAAGUUCUUACUCUCAAAAAAUAUUUAUUUAAGUGUUUUGCUAACAAAUUUUGGUCCGAAAUUCGUUGGAGGGUAUGAGAUCUGGUAUGCUAUAGUUCCCAAGACUCAUCGUUACUUGCAAGCUUCGUUCAUUCUCUCUCAUCUGUACACAUGGAUCCCAACCAGCCUGUGGGUGAAAACUACGCUAAUCCCAGGACUUGCUUCUUUCAUGUCCUCUUCAAGGCUGCAUCCUUGGCAUUUUAUAUUCUCUCGGCCCUCUUUAUCGAUAACUUUGUCAUCAUUUUUGUGGUGACUGUCCUUCUUGCUGCCCUUGACUUUUGGGUAGUCAAGAAUGUGAGUGGGCGAAUUUUAGUUGGUUUGAGGUGGUGGAAUGAAAUCAAUGAUCUGGGUGAGAGUGUUUGGAAAUUUGAGUGUCUUGACCAAGAGUCAUUGUCUCGGAUGAACAAGAAAGAUUCUUGGCUUUUCUGGUGGACCCUGUACCUUACGGCUACUGCAUGGAUUUUUCUGGCAAUAUUCUCGCUCAUAAGGCUUCAAGCUGAUUAUCUCCUUGUUAUUGGAGUUUGUCUGACCCUCAGCAUUGCAAAUAUUGUUGGUUUUACCAAAUGCAAAAAAGAUGCCAAGAAGCAGAUACAACAAUUUGCGUCUCAGACAAUUGCCUCUCGGUUCUCAUCAACCCUACAGUCAGCAUUCAGUGUCGUCUGAUUGUGAAAGAUGGAAAUACAAGUUGAAUUGAGAUGCGGUGGAAGUUUGUACAUGAUUAUACAGCACGUGCAAAAUUUUGUACUUUUUAUAUUAAAUGGCUUGAAUGAGACUUUUAUGAUCUAAUAGCGAAACAGUUAUUUUUAGGCGUAAA
This is a messenger RNA of Vigna angularis (adzuki bean), 866 nucleotides long. RefSeq names its product Golgi apparatus membrane protein-like protein ECHIDNA. The transcript has 6 exons. Gene Ontology annotation, biological process: protein secretion; vesicle-mediated transport. The record is from RefSeq and is a predicted model, not a curated record. Lineage: Eukaryota; Viridiplantae; Streptophyta; Magnoliopsida; Fabales; Fabaceae. The coding region runs from base 164 to 715 and encodes 183 amino acids. Gene Ontology annotation, cellular component: Golgi membrane.